CACUUCAAUUUUCUUGCUACCCUUUUCGUUCUGUAAAUUCUUUCUUUUUCUAAACCAAGUUGUCAAUUCGUUUUCUUUCUGAAAACCCUAAAAGACUUUAUUGAGUUUGAUCUUUUCUCAAAAGAUUGAGUGAUUCUUGCUUUAUGUAUGGCAUAUGUCAUCCAUCACAAUGAUCCGACCGGGAGAGCUGCUCUUGUUCCGAAUUAUUCGUCACUGAAUAUCAUAAACCCUAAUUUCGUACAUAAUCAUCACCCUCAACUGUUGUAUCCGGUGCGAUUUGCUUUGCAUCCCGCUGUCGUCGCUCAGAUUGAACUGGCUAGAUCAAUCACUCUUCAACAGCUUAUUAUCGAUGAGGGUCUUGUGCCUUCUCAAGAAGAGGAACAGAGGAGGAACAAUGUUAUUCGAAGACUUAGAGAGAUUGUGAUGAAAUGGAUUAAGAACGUAGCUUACUUACGCAGGCUGCCAGAAAAUCAUAUUAGAGCUGCCUCUGCAACUAUAUUAACAUAUGGAUCAUACGGACUUGGUGUUCAUAAUGCAGAAUCCGAUAUUGAUGCUCUUUGUGUUGGCCCUUGGUUUGCCUCUUUAACAGAGGAUUUUUUCAUAGUUUUACACAACAUGCUUGCAAAAAGGGUAGAAGUGUCAGAUAUUCAAUGUGUUAAAGAUGCAAAGGUUCCUUUAAUGAGAUUCAAAUUUGAAGGAAUCUCAAUCGAUUUGCCUUAUGCUCAACUUCAAGUAACAACUGUUCCUGAGAAUGUUGAUAUACUCAACUCCUUGUUCUUAAAUGGAAUUGAUGAAACAAGUUGGAAGAGUUUAUCUGGUGUACGUGCAAACAAUAGCAUCCUGCAACUUGUUCCAAAUGUCAAGAUAUUCCAGGAAUUACUGCGAUGUGUUAAAUUAUGGGCAAAGAGGAGAGGUGUAUAUGGUAAUUUAUUUGGAUUUUUUGGGGGUGUACAUUUGGCUGUUUUAUCAGCCUUUAUUUGUCAAAGAAACCCAAAUGUGAGCUUAUUAGCUGCUCUGGUUUCAAUCUUUUUCAAGACUUUUGCUUUUUGGCCAUGGCCGACACCUGUCAUCCUACAAGGAUCAAUGCUACCACAUCAUCACCCAGAAACAAGAUCUUUAAUGCCUAUUCAGCUUCCUAGCAGCCCACAUGAGUAUUGCCAUUCCAAUAUCACAAACAGCACUUUCACAAAAAUUAAAACCGAAUUUCGCAGAGGCUAUUGUCUUAUUCAGGAUUUAUUGAAGCCACAGUUUGAUUGGAGAAACCUAUUUGAACCCUACCCUUAUUCAAAGAUUUACCAUCGGUUUUUAAAAAUUACCCUUUCAUGUUCUAAGAAAGAUGAGCUAGGGGAUUGGGUAGGAUGGGUGAAAUCAAGGUUUCCAGGUCUUCUAGUCAAGUUGGAAUUGCAGAGUUUUUGUGAUCCAAACCCUAGUGAGUAUUUUGAUGAAAGUAUACAAGAUCCGAAUGUUGUUUUUUAUUGGGGAUUAGCUGUUGAUGACUUGGAUCUUGAUUUAGUACAAAAAGAGUUCCAAAAGAAUAUUGGAAAUGGGUUCAAGGGUAUAACAGGAAAUAUGACAUUAUCACUCAUUCAGACUGUCUGAAUUACCUACCUAACCCUACCAUUAUGUUGGGUUUUUGAGUUAAUGAUGGAGUUGUGUUCGAAGGGAGAUACAUAUACAGAUACAUGUAUAGAUACAGAUAAAGAGAGAUACUCUGAUUUUUGAUAUUUUUUGUUUUGUUGUUGAAGAUUAACAUAGGAUUGGAGAGAGUGGGAUUGUAUAGUUUUUUUACAGGGUGGGUUGUAUUGAACAAGAGGGUGAUAGUUUUUAUGGAGGAUACCAUUAAGUGUCC
Messenger RNA from Lactuca virosa, 1849 nucleotides. Lineage: Eukaryota; Viridiplantae; Streptophyta; Magnoliopsida; Asterales; Asteraceae. The record is from the annotation of a GenBank genome assembly.